UUUCCAUACGGUGCUAUCCCUACUGGUGUGUAUUAUUUUAAUAGAAACAUGUAACACAGAUCCUUCAAUAAAAGAUACGGAAAUGACCAAAACUCAUGAUCUAGAAGAUAUUCUGGAUGCGGUGUCUGUAUCCGUUUUUGAAAUGCUAAAAGCGGCAAAAGAAAUAUUGAAAGGCAUAACUGCUACAGUAGAAGAAAAAUGCAUCAAAGCCGCAAGAUUUACAGAUUGUGCUGACCUUCGAAGUUAUGGUUAUGUCCAGAGUGAUGAGAUUUACUGUAUUUGGCCUCGGUACUUGAAGAAACCUAUCCAUGUUGUGUGUGACAUGGACACUGAGGGUGGUGGAUGGACGGUGAUACAAAGACGUGGAUACUUCAAAGACAUGCCCCAAGACUUUAAUCAGUCCUGGUUCUCUUACAGCGUAGGAUUUGGUAACUUGAAAGAAGACUUCUGGCUUGGAAAUGAUAUAAUAUUUGCGUUAACAAACCAAAAAGAGAUGGAACUGAGAGUGGAGUUAGAAGAUUUCUCUGGAAAAUCAGCUUAUGCGCAAUAUUCGUCUUUCCUGGUUUUAAGCGAGAGAAGAAAAUACCAGAUGUUUGUUACAAAUUACACUGGAGACGCAGGAGAUUCAUUAUCAGCCCACAGCGAGAUGUAUUUCUCCACGAAGAAUGUCGAUAAUGAUAACUCACCAGAUCGUCACUGUGGCUUCGAGCUGUUCUGUGGGUGGUGGUUUACAACUUGCCAUCCUAGUAACUUGAACGCUAUUUAUUACAGAAGUGGGAAACCUCCUAAACAUUGGCAAGGUAUUGUCUGGAAUACUUUUGGAGGAUAUGAAAUUUCGUUAAAAAAAACAGAGAUCAAGAUUAGACCUGCUAAAUUUCCCGUACCAAUGUAAACGAAAUGGCAGUUUGUAGUAUUUAAUAUUUUUUUUUAAUUUAAGUUUUUUACUUACCUCUAUACGAAACCAACUUUGUUUUUGUUUCCCAACCCUUCUUCCUUUUAAUUUAUCCCAAUCGUCUAAUUCCCUCCUUCGCUUUAACCUUUAUGGGUUUUUUUUUUGUAUUAUUUUUUCUCUUUAUGUCUUUUGUCAUAUAAUUCUAUAUCAAAAUUUUUAGUAUUCUUACUUACUCAAAAAAAUAAUUCAUAUAUCCAUAUUAGUGUUUUUCUUGAAUCCAUCUCGUUCAACUUAUUAAUUAAAGUUCCUUUUAUAACUACUCUUUUUGUCGCGUCCUCUAGUGAGAAUUCUAAAUACUGCGAUGUAGACUAAUUUCAUAUACGUAAUCACGCAUACUUGAUUUAUUAUUCGUCAAUAAAUUAGUGUUUCUAACUGCUCAGUGGUCAGACCUACAAACCUUGAAUUACAUGUAGCACAUGUAAAUUCAUAUAUAUCUAAGUGUUUUUUGACUAUGAACUUUUCUCUCUAUAUCUGAAAACUUAUUCUUUUCUCAGGUUCAAAAACUCUUACAUAACUUACGGGCAUGUGCUACGAAAUAGCCCAAACAAUUGAUCUUUUACAGUCAUAUACGUUUACUCGUACUAAUUAUAUUUAAAAUAAAAGGUUUACCAUAGAACAUCAACUUGUCCUCCUUCAUACAGUUGGUUAUGCAACGAUAACAAUGAUAGUUGUGUAAGUAAAGUAUAUCAUUACAAACAAUUUACAGGUUUAUAUUUUACUUUUAAUAGCUAGAUUCCAGAGCGGUUUAAAGUAGGUAUAAUUAAAAUAUUA
Limulus polyphemus (Atlantic horseshoe crab) is the source of this 1723-nucleotide messenger RNA. RefSeq names its product techylectin-5B-like. The transcript is spliced from 5 exons. Lineage: Eukaryota; Metazoa; Arthropoda; Merostomata; Xiphosura; Limulidae. The record is from RefSeq and is a predicted model, not a curated record. The coding region runs from base 83 to 892 and encodes 269 amino acids.